This is a messenger RNA of Cucurbita moschata (crookneck pumpkin), 1087 nucleotides long. Its product is annotated as zinc finger protein WIP6-like. The transcript is spliced from 2 exons. NCBI's taxonomy places the organism in Eukaryota, Viridiplantae, Streptophyta, Magnoliopsida, Cucurbitales, Cucurbitaceae. Gene Ontology annotation, molecular function: DNA-binding transcription factor activity. Gene Ontology annotation, biological process: anatomical structure development; regulation of gene expression. The coding region runs from base 128 to 1006 and encodes 292 amino acids. Gene Ontology annotation, cellular component: nucleus. The record is from RefSeq and is a predicted model, not a curated record.
AAUAUUUGACGUUUAUAAAAAGAUGUUCUAGUUGUGUUACCCUUUGUUUAUUUAUUGCCUGUUUUCCUUCUAUGCUCCACACCUAUCUUCUCUCUCACGGAAAAGGCUGUCUUUGUAAUCAACAAACAUGCGAAGUGGGAACUUGACUUGCAUAUCGUCCAGUGAGAGCUUGGAGGGUGAUGAAGGAGGAGGAGGAGGAGGAGGAGGAGAAGACUCUAUUUUCCUUUCUCUUUGUCCGCCAGGCCAACGCCACACAGUUUCUUCCAAACACCGACAACUCCAAAACAAACAAAUUCCUGUUAGCCCUAAUUCCUCUCUCCAAAACCCUAAUAUUCUUCAUCAUCAACAUGCUGCUGUCACCGUCGCUAUGCAUAUUGGUCCCCCUGCCACCGCCGCCGCCACCGAAUCCAACGACGUCUCCGCUGCCCGCCCGGUUGAUGGCCAGUACUGGAUCCCUACGCCUGCCCAAAUCCUCGUUGGUCCCACCCAGUUCUCCUGCUCUGUCUGCAGUAAAACCUUCAACAGAUACAACAACAUGCAGAUGCACAUGUGGGGACAUGGAUCACAAUACAGAAAAGGGCCAGAAUCAUUAAGAGGAUCAAAGCCAGCUUCAUCAAUGCUACGACUUCCAUGCUAUUGCUGUGCAGAAGGGUGCAAAAACAACAUAGAGCAUCCAAGGUCAAGGCCAUUGAAAGACUUCAGGACUCUUCAGACCCAUUACAAGAGAAAGCAUGGAGCAAAGCCUUUCAGUUGUAGGAAAUGUGGGAAGCCCUUUGCAGUCCGUGGGGAUUGGAGGACACAUGAGAAGAACUGUGGAAAGCUUUGGUUUUGCAUUUGUGGGUCUGAUUUUAAGCACAAAAGAUCCCUUAAAGACCAUGUUCGAGCCUUUGGAGAUGGGCAUGCACCUCAUACCGUCCAACUUUGUGAGGUUGAAGAUGAUGAUUGGGAUGAUAAUGAUGAUCAUGAACAUGUAAAUGGAGCUCAACCCUGGUCAAUUUAUCAUUAAUUUUAGUUUCCAUGCUUCUUAAUUAAUCUACCAUUUUGUUCCCUAAUUGUUAAUUAAUUAAUUAAUUAUCCUUAUCCCAUA